AUGGAACUUAGUGACGACCCUCAAAUUAUGGUGGCCGCUGGUGGUGAGGCAGCAGCGUUGAUGGCCGCCUACGAUAUCUUUGUUGCUGUAGCAGUAGAGUACUUCACAAAAUGGGUAGAGGCCGAACCUCUCGCCACAAUAUCGGAGCCCAAGCUAAGAGCCUUCACUUGGAGGUCUAUCAUUUGUAGGUUUGGGAUACCAAAGGUCCUCAUCACCGACAAUGGCAGGCAAUUUGACAACCAACCAUUUAGAAACUUUUGCUCAAACCUUGGGAUUGAUCACCGUCUGACAUCAAUUUCGCAUCCUCAGAGCAAUGGUCUGACCGAGGUAACAAAUCGAAUCAUAUUGCAAGACCUCCGAACAAGAAUAAGCAAUGCUAGGGGUUCUUGGUCCGACGAGCUACCUUCUAUACUACGGACAUAUAGAACAACUCAUAGGACAACCACAGGAGAAACCCCUUUUAUGUUAGCCUAUGGCAUUGAAGCAAUGGUCCCAGUGAAAAUUAGACUGCCAAGCCAUAGGAGGCUCGUGCCAGAAACCUCGGAGCAUACAACUCAGAAAUCUCGGAGCAUACAACUGAACAUCUUGAUCUCUUGGAAGAAGUACGGGAGCAAGCCGCUAUAA
Molecule: messenger RNA, 624 nt
Organism: Olea europaea var. sylvestris
Lineage: Eukaryota; Viridiplantae; Streptophyta; Magnoliopsida; Lamiales; Oleaceae
Exons: 2
Coding region: 1-624 (207 amino acids)
Biological process (GO): DNA integration
Molecular function (GO): nucleic acid binding
Source: RefSeq, a predicted model, not a curated record